AUGGGUUGUCUAACUGCUAUGGAUAGGAUUGGCGCCGUCCUUUAUACAUCUUAUCUACAAGUCCUUGGUGCUUUGUACGAACCAGCGUCUCAAGGCAUCAAACGCGUAUACCCACCUGCUCCACCUUCAAGCACAUUUGCAGCUGGACUUAUAGCGGGCACAAUUCAGUCAAUAGUAGCGGCUCCUCUGGAUGCGCUUCAGGUCCGCCUCCGAGCGAGUGACUUGCUAGAGGGCCCCUACAAGAGCAUGUGGCAUUAUGGCCGCCAUAAACUCAAUCAAAUUGGGGUGCGUGGUAUCUUCGCAGGGUGGGGCUUAUCCUUCACGCGCGACGCUUUUGGUUAUGCAGUAUUUUUCUCUUUCUUUGAGUUCGUGAAGUCGCAAGCCUACUAUUCAUUUCUGACCUGGUACUACGGCUCACGGCGGACUCAUUACGUGGAACAGUCACAGCACAUCCAGUCGAGUGACCGCGGUGUACCGCUCAUAAGACCACAUUAUGCUCUGGAGCCAUGUUUCUUGAUGGCUGCAGGUGUUGCAGCUUCAAUUGCUCAACAGAGUAUACAGCACCCGCUAAGUGCUAUUCAAAGCCUCCAUGUUGCCCGCUUGGAAUACAUUGACCAUCAGGCGAGUCUUCAUCCUUCAAAAAGGGAAAUGCUACGCCUGUACUACUCUGCAUACCAAGAAACCUUGAAAAGAUGCAGGAGGAAGGCAUAUAGGGCAGGUGGCUGGCGUCGUUGGUUGUUUCGUGGGUUUGCAAGGGACGCUAUUCGUCAGGUACCUAGCACUAGUGCAGGCUUGGUGAUAUUCGAGGUGGUGCGUCGUAAGUACGCUAAUAUGGCAGACGCUGUAUAUAUCCAGAAAGAUGGUUAUGACAUUCUUUUAGCAUGA
Messenger RNA from Aspergillus niger, 885 nucleotides. RefSeq lists its product as uncharacterized. NCBI's taxonomy places the organism in Eukaryota, Fungi, Ascomycota, Eurotiomycetes, Eurotiales, Aspergillaceae. Gene Ontology annotation, molecular function: L-ornithine transmembrane transporter activity. The coding region runs from base 1 to 885 and encodes 294 amino acids. The transcript has a single exon. Gene Ontology annotation, biological process: mitochondrial L-ornithine transmembrane transport. The record is from RefSeq and is a predicted model, not a curated record.